GGGAGCCGGGCUAGCCUCUCGCCGGGUGGUGGAGAGGAAACCUCGGCGAGAGAGGGAGUGGAGCCGGUGUCCCAGAGCGGGGACCGGGAGAAAUUGGGAAGGCAGGGAGGAGCGCCGCUGAGCCCGAGGAAAAGGAAACUCCCGGAGGGGCUGUAGUACAGGAGGCUGGGCUAGGAACCCGGGAUUGCUGGGGGAAGUGUCCAAGUUUACGUCCUGUGCCUAAUAACUCGGAGAUCUCCAAUCACUUAAGCCAUAUAUUGCUUGCUUAUAUAUUGGGUUUAUUCUCAUUUCUGUUGGGUUUAUAACUUCAUAAAUUAGAGAGGGAGAUAGGAUAAGAUUUAGGCGUAGUAGGGAACCCAGAGGAUUGCCGCAUGAAAAUCAUUUGUUUUUUAUGUACAGUAAGUACAGCCUUGUUUAAUCAGCCAUUUUUUGUGUGCUUUACAUACCCAAUGAGGAAAUUAAAAACGAGUCAAUUUCAUUCAUGUAUAUAUACGAUAUAGAUCUCUUUCUACUCUUUUGCCUGUUAUUAAUAGAAAAGCAAUAAAGAUAUUUUGAUUAAAGCUGGAGGAUUUUUGCCCCCAAAUGACCUAGAUUCAUCUCCAGUUAUUAUGAUUUUGACUACACGAAGAGUAAACGGGAAGAGUGGAGGUUGUCGAUCUCUUGACCAAGCAACCGGUUAUUUUGAUACACAAAUCCAAAAGCCUGACAGCUGUCGGUUAGUGUCCUUGAAAACCUAAGUCAAGCGAUUUGGCUUGUUUUGGUCGGGAAAUGAGUCACAGGCAACUCAAUUAAAGAACAUGUGCCUGAGGUUCACAUUGCCCGGUAGCCACGAAAACCAGGUGGAGUCAUUUUGCUGCCAGAAGGGCAAGAGAGUCGGGAAGAGAAGGGGAAGAGAAGCGUGAGCUCUCCUGGUAUCCAAGGCUAAGAGCGACUGCAGAGUAAGCAAACGCAGAGCCACUUUCCACUGCUCCGAGCCCCACAAAAAAGCAAACCAUUCCCUAAAACUCCAAUACUGUUGGGAGGAAGAAAGCGCCAAGGCGAAAAGGAAUGACUGGAGGAAAACCAGAAAAGAAGCCAAGAAAACUCUACACCGGAAGACGAUUACUGUCUGGGGAAAAUAAAAACCACCACAACCGCGAUCACGUGCUUACAUUUCCACCACUCAAGAAUCAAAAUAAACCGCGUGACCCCGCCCAGUGCCCGUCACGUGACUUUCACGCUCGUGCCGCUUCCGGAAGAGCCUGGUAGCAACCGCUGCGACUCUUUCCUGUGCUGCGGCUUCAGACCCCGGGUUUUGACCUCUCUCUGACCCGGCUCCCGCUCCACUUCACUUUUGGGUUCGGGUGGAGCCCGUGUAGUGAUCUCCAUGGCAGCAGACUCCGGGGCGAUCACUAAUGAGGACUCUGAAUCUGGAGAGGAAGAAGGUAAACAUGUCAAACCUUUUACACCAGAGAAAGCGAAAGAAAUUAUAAUGUCUUUACAACAACCUGCAGUCUUCUGUAACAUGGUUUUUGAUUGGCCAGCCCAACACUGGACUGCAAAACAUCUUUCUGAGGUCCUUCAGGGCAAGCAGAUACGAUUCAGGAUGGGAACGAAACACACAGAUACAGCUCCUCAGUUUGAAACCACAUGUAGUUACGUAGAAGCUACACUUGAAGAGUUUCUGACCUGGAACUGUGACCGAUCUAGUAUUUCUGGACCGUUUAGAGACUAUGAUCAUUCCAAAUUCUGGGCUUAUGCUGACUAUAAAUAUUUUGUCAGUUUAUUUGAAGACAAGACAGAUAUUUUCCAGCACCUGAGCCGAUUUGGAGUAUAUCAGAAACAUAGACUGUGUGUACAACUUCCUUUCCUCCUGACCUACAUCGAAGUCCUUGUUCUGUCAGUGAGGCAGAUGGAGGAUGUGAUAUGGUCUGACUUUGGGUUUCCUGGAAGAAAUGGACAGGAAAGUACGUUGUGGAUCGGCUCCACGGGGGCCCAUACACCCUGUCAUCUGGACACCUAUGGUUGCAACCUAGUAUUCCAGGUACAAGGAAGGAAAAGAUGGCAUCUCUUUCCUCCUGAAGAUACUCCUUUCCUUUAUCCAACUAGAAUCCCUUAUGAAGAAUCUAGUGUGUUCAGUAAAAUCAAUGUUGUCAAUCCUGAUUUAAAACGUUUUCCUCAGUUCUGGAAGGCUCGAAGACACAUGGUUACCCUGAGCCCCGGACAGGUUCUGUUUGUCCCCAGACACUGGUGGCAUUAUGUGGAAUCCAUUGAUCCUGUCACUGAAGAGGACCACCAAGCCCGGGUAGAAGAGGCAAUCACCCGCAUGCUUGUGUGUGCCCUGAAAACUGCAGAGAAUCCACAUGAUACCAGAGCUUGGUUAAACCCAACUGAGGUUGAGGAAACAUCCCAUGAAGUCAAUUGUCGCUACUUAAAUGGAGCCGUUUCUGCUUUUUUUGAUCAUUAUGGAACAUCUAAGGUAGUAGAAACCCAAGCGCUGAGCACAAACGGAGAGUACGUGAUAAAGGAAGAAUUAAAUGUGCACAACCACGUGGAGGUAGAACAAACUAGUAGCCACAGCUUAACCUUGGGAACAGUAAAGCAGGAGGCAGCAAGUCCCUUUGGUCCUGAUCUGGUUCCUGUGAUACCAGGUUCCCAAGAACCACCCUCAGAAAGAGGAGGCAUGUUUGAAAGUGAUGGUGAAGACUUUGUUGGCAAAAAUGGAAAACGCUUUGGAAAAUUGCAUUAUACCAAGAGACAACGAAUGAUGAGUGAAAGUGAGAAUGCAGUAGUGGAACAAAUUGCUUCAAAUAGUACUGUGGCCCCUUCCCAGACAUUCAUUUCUACAGAUGACUUGCUGGAUUGCUUGGUGAAUCCACAGGUAACCAGGAUAGUGGCACAACUUUUGAUUCAAGGAAGAAGUUUGCGACUCUAAUAGAAAAUGACUUUUUCAAUAAUAUUUUAAGAAUAUUUUAAAAAUAAUAUAGUUUUAAAAUAAAAGAUGAAAUGGCAAAAGGUCAAUUUGCAUAUGCUUAUAAAUGUCCUGUUCUCACCUAAUUAACAUUUUAGUCUCUUGCCACCUUCUUGCAUACACAUUGCUCUUUGGACAACCUGGCUCUUUGUUAUUGGUAGGCCUCUUUCUUCAGUGCCUUUGCCUUUCCUUACCUAUCUCAUCAGCCUAUCUCAAAUGUAAGCCCCUAGUGUUCUCACCAAGAAAUAGUCUCUCCAUCAUCAGGGGUCACCUGCUGCUUGUUUUUGUAAAUAAGGUUGUAUUAGAACACAGCCAUGCCAUUCAUUUACAUAUUGUCUGUGGUGGCUUUAGGGUUACGGUGGCAGAGUUGAGUAGUGACAGAGGCAGUAUGGCUCGCAAAGCUGAAAAUAUUUUAAAAGUUUGCUAACUCCUGAUCUAAUGCAUCCAUUGGGUGAAUUCUAGCUUUUUGGGGGGGAGGGGUGCAGUUGUUAAUUUCAGUAGCUAUCAUGGACUCUUUGUCAUAAGAUGGUGUGGGAAGAUUUAUGAUUGUUUUAAGUUCUUGACUUCUUAAUUCAAAUGCAGGUUGAAGUCUAGCCUUGAUCUGAAGUGAUCACAUUUCUCACAUCUGUGGCAUUCUCACUGGGUAACCCCUGUAAUCCAGAGCAGAAUACCAACCAGGAGAAAAGUAGGUGGGGGCCCAAUAAGAGGCCUCCUUGUGGAAGGAACUGGGACAUCUAGGAACACCAGCCCUGGAAUAAAAAGGACCAAAUGCUGCUGACUUCUGAAACUAACUAAAAGCUUGGCUUAGUGAACUUGAUCCCACUCUCAUUACAUUUGCAAUAUGUGGGGAUAAUUAUUAUCAUUACCGUCUAAGUAAGAAUUUAAAAAUUAUAAAAACAUAUUGAACUCAGUAACCAUUCAAAACAGAAAAGACACACAAAGUCACCUUUUAAGAAGAACUGACUACUGGCCCCAUUCUUCUCAGGUCAAACUGACGGUAUCAGUAAAUCCCAAGAGAGUACAUACUUUCUGGGAGAAAGGAGGAAGGGAAGUGAACAUGCCCAGGAAAAGAAGGGUCUGAAAAAAGACCCUUCUGUAGCACUCACCACCAUCUGACCACUAUAUAUUUGCCUAUUUAUUUGAUUACUGUCUAUCUAUCUCCCCCAACGAGAAUGUCACUGCAUGAGGGUUUGGACUUUGAUUAUUGUAUAUUUGCAGAGUCUUGAUCAGUGCCCAGCACAUGGUAGGUGCUCCUUAAAUAUUUGAGUGGAUUUUUUAAAAAGGAGACCUUGUUGGGCGAUACUCCUUCAGAAACACUGGGGCAGAGGAUGUUGUGGCUAAGGGUGAGAUGUCUGUUACCUGUAGUAGGUAUAUCCCUAUCGCAGAAAUAGACAUUUGUCUUCAGCUAUAUAUUUUUUUUACACCUGCCCUCACUGAGAGCUCCCCCAUACCCUCCUUCACACAGAAUUCCCUCACCCCCUCCCUCCCCCAGGGUUCCCUCACACCCUCCCUCCCAGAUAUUUUAUUAUAUUUGCUACUACUUGGACCAGUGUUUUUCAAGUUGUAGAUUGUGACCCAUUAGCAAGUCAUAAGAUCAAUUUAGUGGGUGAGACCAGCAUUUUUUUUUUUUAGUGGAGCAGAAUAUGUAAUUUCAGUGAAUUCAAUAGUAAAUAUAAGUAUUAUUUUGUGAAACUGUCCAGGAAAAUUUUUUUUCAGCGUAAAUAUACCUCAUAAAACUUUUCAGUUAUAUCUGUGUGUGUACUGGGCCUGAUAUAAAAUGUAUUUCUUAGUGUAUGUUGGGGUCAGAAAGGUUUGAAAGCUGUUCUGAAGGCAAAGUAUUGAUUUCAGUUAGAGGUAAUAGUUUCUGGCAUGCAGAGACCUGGGUAGAGAGUUAAGACAUUGAUAUGAAUGCAUUCGAAAUGUAAAUGGGUGUUGGGAGAUAAUUUCCUCAUUUUAUAGAGAUAGAGAUUAUGACACAGCAAGAGAUCCUGGCUGUCUGCAACCGGGGAGUGUGGGAAGGAGAAAAGACAGUCAAAGGGGGAGAUGAUCAGCCACCAAGUAGGGUCCCAUUUCAUCCUGCAUUUCUCAGAUGAGCAGGACCGAAUGAGUGAACUCAAUUAUUAAAUAAAUAUUAAUAUUUUGACCCUCCAGAGGUUAGAGGGAUUGAAGUGUUACACAUAAAGUUACAGUAUCCACGUACAAGCAGGGUGAUCUAUCCGGUAGGCAAAGUAGCUAGGGCCCCUGAGCUUUUAGGGUCUACAGAAAUGUUUUAGUUUCUUUAAAAAUAAAAAAAAGAAUAUAAUCUAGUUUCGAUUACAUUCAUGUUUAUACCAAUGCAGUAGCGAAGUAUCAUGUUUAAUACUUUUCAUGGAGUAAGGGGCCUACAAAGGCAAAAUUGCCUGGGGCCCAUGAAAGUCUUAAGCAGCUCUGGGUAUCAGGGAUAUCAGAAUCAUUUGAGGGGCUUGCUGAAGAUGCAGAUGUCUGGGCACCACUCUAGAGCUAUAGAAUUUGCCUCCUUUGGGAUGGGCCAGAAUUUGCAGUCUCAGCAAGCACCUGAGGUGCUUCAAAUAGCAAAAAAGUUUAAGAAUCUCUGGCCCUGGAGUAGACCACCAAGACCUAACACAGGCUCAAAGUGGGCUUGUUUUAGCAGGGGCUACUUGUUGGGGUCAAUCUGCCCUUCAGAUUUACUGAACUAAAGCUGUACUGUGCCCUUCGUGUAAUUUUCAGCUGAAUGCUAUUGAUAACUGUGAGGAUCCCUUGAUGCUGUCAUGUUUAGUUGUGAUCUUUUAUCUGCAGUUGCCUGCGUUUAUCAUCAAGCUCUCCUGUAUUUGCCCUAAAGGAUAAAGAUGUUUAACCACCAAAUAACAUU
This is a messenger RNA of Balaenoptera acutorostrata (minke whale), 5819 nucleotides long. RefSeq names its product HSPB1 associated protein 1 (gene HSPBAP1). The record is from RefSeq and is a predicted model, not a curated record. The transcript is spliced from 9 exons. NCBI's taxonomy places the organism in Eukaryota, Metazoa, Chordata, Mammalia, Artiodactyla, Balaenopteridae. Bases 1367 to 2914 code for a protein of 515 amino acids. Gene Ontology annotation, molecular function: 2-oxoglutarate-dependent dioxygenase activity.